CGUUCGUGACGGAACGAUACCGAAAACGAUAUCGCUGCAGCAGAAAAUUCCAAAAAAUUGCUAUAAAAUCGCAACGGUAAAACAUAGAACUAUUGAAAAACUAUAAUUAAAGUGCAAGAGUGUUAUUUGAUCAUAAUUUCUGAGCGAAAAUCUUCAAUAAAUAGUACUAAGUGGAACAAUCUGGUCUGAAACGAAUUAUAAAUUAAAAAAAGUGACUUAAAUCAUUACAGAACAAAGUGAAACUAAAAAAAAAAUCCCACUCAUACGCAUAGUGUAGUGAAAUAAUUUAACAUAAAACGGAGGAAAAUGAUUAAUGAUGAAAAAAGUAACGACCUAAGUGUGUGUUCAGCUGCUACAACAACAACAUCGGCACCAACGUCAGUGUCUAAUAUUAAUAAAACAACAACACCCGCAUCAGCAGUUACAGUGGCAUCAACAAUUAAAGCACAAAAGUCUACUGCAACCAAAUUGAAGCAGUCAGCGAACCUGCAAUCAAUAAAGAAAGCUGUCAAUAGCAACAACAGCACCAACAAUAAAAGCAAUCAUAGUAGUCUAAAAUUGGCAGCAGUAGCAGCAGCUGCUGUUACAUCUGGCACUACUACCAACAUCUCAAGUAGUAACAAUUACACUGUAAAAAAGUUGUCGAGGAAUGCGACAAAGCAAAUUGGUGGUAACAAUAAAGUCUUGACCGCCAACAGUAUCUGCACUGAUAGUUGUAUCGAUAGCACACCUACCAUUGGCACUGAAUCAAGUUGCAAAAAAACGGCUAACAACAAUAAUAACAGUAAAGUUACUAAAACAAAAUUAAUUCAAAACAAUAUUAAUAUUUCUGCUUCCGCAGUUCCCGCAGCCGCUGCUGCCACUAAUGGCAAUAGCAUCAGCAACACCAAUAACACUAGCAGUAAAAUGUCUAAAAUUGCAGCCGCCAAAGCAGCCUCGUCUAGUGCCAACCAUAACGUAAACGCCAUAGCAGCGGAUUGCGUUAGUGGUACAGCGACGACUCCAGCAACAACCGUUACAAAUACGGGAGUUGGUAUUGAUGGCUGUCCAGGAUCUAACAAUAACAUUGUCACCUCUACUCCGUCAUCUAUUCCUGCAAUAGUUUCGAACGCACCUGCCAAUACAACAACGUCUUUUACCACAGCCGGUGGUAGCGGCAACGGGAAAACAUUGGGUUCAUCAAAUAAGAAAUCCACAAACAAUGCUUCAACCGUCUCCGCUGCCACAACUGCUUCUGCAAAGGCAAAAAUUUACCAAAUAAAAACAAAUCCUUUGUCAUUAUUAGUGAGCUCCUCGCAGAAUGCCUCAAUUCCCGCAAAAACUAACGGCGAUGGCGCCGUAAAUAAUACAAGUAAUAAUAACACCGGAACGUCGUCACGUGUUGGAGCAGUAGCUGCAAUUAAGCAAAAACUGAAAGCUUCGGCGGCAGAUGCUGCAGCCGCCGUUGGUAUACCCACCGUCAUAGCCGGUAAUCCUCGUUCCGCCUCGUCGUCCACAUCGUCCAAUCUAUCGUUGGCCUCGUCUGGAACUCGACAGAAGCGGCCUAGUGAAAACUCGGAUACAGAUACGGAGCUAUCCCGUCAACCACCAGACCUGUCCGAAUCCGAUGAAGAAUCGGUUUCAGAAUCCAUCCUUUUGGCAUGCUUGUGUCUAAGGCCAGAUCUUCUGGAUGAUAUUCCGGAGUCUGAUGCUGAUAGUUGCGGACAUGAAGAGGAUAAUGAAUCUGAGGAGGACAACGAGGAUGAAGAAGAUGAUGAGGAGGAGAUCGAUGAUGAAGACGAAGAAGAAGAGGAUCCGCCAAACGAAGUAAGUGGAAAUUUCUCAGCCGGCUCUGAAGAUGAAGACGAGGAUGAAGACGAGGAAAUCCAAGAUCCAAACGAAGUGGGCGGAUCCUUCUUACUCGAUACUAACAAUGAUCGUUGCUCAGCUCUCUUCGAAGGUGAUAAGCCGCCUGUGUUACGUCAUGCCACCCACGCAAUAGACGAGACUAAACAGGCGCUGACGAAAAUGCGCGGCGCCACCACCCCACGGGACAAAACUAUUUUUUCUCAAACCCUUAUUGCUGCCUGCACUGACAACGAUGUUCCGACGGUACGCCGUUUGCUGAGCAAAAGUAAUGUGAACAUCAACGAAUCCACCGAUGAUGGCGAAUCCUUGCUUUCGAUGGCUUGCUCAGCUGGCUACUACGAGCUGGCUCAGGUGCUGCUAGCAAUGCAGGCAGCGCAAGUGGAAGAUAAGGGCCAAAAGGAUUGCACACCUUUAAUGGAGGCUGCAUCUGCCGGUCAUUUGGAAAUCGUCAAACUAUUGUUGAGUCACAAUGCCGAUGUGAAUGCUCAUUGUGCCACAGGCAACACGCCGUUGAUGUUUGCUUGUGCAGGUGGGCAUGUGGAGGUGGUGAAGGAGUUGCUGAAGCAUGGCGCCAACGUGGAGGAACAAAACGAAAACGGACAUACACCACUAAUGGAAGCAGCUUCAGCUGGUCAUGUUGAGGUGGCUAAGGUACUUUUGGAUCAUGGUGCCGGAAUUAAUACCCAUUCUAAUGAAUUCAAGGAGAGCGCCCUAACAUUGGCUUGUUACAAAGGUCACCUUAGUAUGGUACGUUUCCUACUGCAAGCCGGCGCCGACCAAGAGCACAAGACCGACGAAAUGCACACCGCUCUAAUGGAGGCAUCUAUGGACGGUCAUGUUGAAGUAGCGCGUCUGCUUUUGGACUCGGGCGCCCAAGUGAAUAUGCCAACCGAUUCGUUUGAGUCGCCACUUACAUUAGCUGCUUGCGGUGGCCACGUCGAACUGGCCACACUGUUAAUUGAACGUGGCGCUAAUAUUGAGGAAGUAAAUGACGAAGGCUAUACACCCCUUAUGGAGGCUGCACGUGAAGGUCACGAGGAGAUGGUUGCACUGCUGUUAAGUAAGGGUGCAGAUAUUAAUGCAACCACUGAGGAGACUCAGGAGACUGCCCUUACACUGGCUUGUUGUGGCGGCUUCAGUGAAGUUGCGGAAUUUCUCAUAAAAGAGGGUGCAAACCUUGAGUUGGGCGCAUCCACACCGCUCAUGGAGGCUGCGCAAGAAGGCCAUACGGAUUUGGUGCGCUUCCUGUUGCAGAAUAAGGCUAAUGUGCACGCAGUCACACAGACAGGUGAUACGGCUCUAACGCAUGCCUGCGAAAAUGGGCACACAGAUGCGGCAGAGGUGCUACUAAGUUACGGCGCAGAGCUGGAGCACGAAUCCGAGGGCGGACGUACACCUCUGAUGAAGGCGUGUCGCGCCGGUCAUUUAUGCACUGUGAAAUUCCUCAUACAAAAAGGCGCCGAUGUCAAUAAGCCAAGCAGCAGCAAUGACCACACACCCCUUUCCUUAGCUUGUGCCGGCGGUCAUCAGGCGGUGGUAGAAUUGUUGCUAAAAAAUUGCGCCGAUCCCUUUCACAAAUUGAAAGACAAUAGUACCAUGUUAAUUGAAGCGGCUAAGGGCGGCCAUACACGCGUUGUCGAAUUACUUUUCAAAUACCCGCUGUUCGUACAAAACCAUCAGAACGAACUGCAAUCAGCAGCGGCUGCUGCAGCAGCGGCUAAUGUUGCCAGUGCUGCUGGAGCUGUGGGCAUCAGCAACGCUACAGCGGCUAACCAACUGCGCUUCAUAAAUCCGCAACAACAAAAACAAUUCCAACAGCAGCUACAACAGCUGAGCGCACCGCCCGGCUUGCAGGUGUCCGAAGCAAUGCGCGUUUCGAAUCAGCAACAACAAUUCCAUCAGCAACAAUUCAGUGCUAAUACAAUGACCAACACCAACGUUACGAACAAUAACAAUGUUGUCGUAAACACCAGCUCUGGCUCAUACAGCGAGGAGCACAUGCCUUUGACUUCGACAACGGAUGCAAAUGGCGAGGAGUUCGCAGCCAUCGACAUUAACUCGCUGAGCGCGCAACAACAGGAGGCAUUAAUUGCCAAAUCGCGGCUUUUCCACUUGCAAACUGGUUUCGAGCAGGGUCUCACACUGGGCCGUGAACAACAAUCACUUACACAACCACAGCAACAACAACAGCAGCAGCAGCAACAGCAACAGCCACCCUUGCCGACUCACAACAACAAUACACAGCGCAAACAUUUCGAAUUGGAUAUGACGCACAUUAAUGCAUUAACACCACCUCAAAAGGCACCACCGGCGCCGCCCGUGGGUACUACUGGCGCACAAAACCAUCAACUGCAACAGCAACAAUUCCAGUUGCAGCCACAGUUACAACAGCAUUCAGUGCAGCCCCCAAUGAAGGCAAAGAGUAGUAAUGCUUCACGAAAAAAUCGACAGCCCCCAGCGCCUUUUGAACUUAACUUACCAACAACCAACUUGGGCAACGUCUCACUUGAGCAGCAGCAGCAGCAGCAUCAACAGCAACUAGAACAAAUGCAACAGCAAGAGCAACAGCCUGACGAAGUACGCUCCCAGCCACUGGGUGACGACGGCAGUGGCUCACUUGUUGCAGUUGCAGGAGACGCAGAUGGACAACAAAAUCGUUGCUUUAUGCGACGCUGCUUUUUCAAACCCGAAUUCCAAAAGAUUGGUAAUGAAAACAAGUCGGGAGCUGCAACGAAUGCUUUGUCCCCUGUUAGCUACAUGGAUUUGAGCGGAGUUGAGGGAGUUGAGACAAUGACUGCCAGCGGUGUUUCUGGUGUGACUACUUUGGGCGACAAUGAAAUGACUUCGAUUUUCCUAACGGGCAACACAGCCAGCGGUGGUCAAUCCCAACAAAUGCUAAACAUGCCAACGGAUAAUAUGAUGAUUGAGCUCUUAGAUGCGAGUGCUAUUGCCGAUGCAGCGGCAGAACUGCGCCAACACCAACAGCAACAACAGCAAGAUGCUACUAAAGCUAUGUUGAACACGCAGCAGUACAAUAAUAGUGGAGUAGCCGCAGCCGCUUUGGAGGCGAUGUCAGCAGUGAAUAACCUUCAAAACAAUCGUAACUUUAGCAAUAAAGGCAACAACAACAAUUUGAAUCAAAAGAGCACUCAAAUUACGACACCAUCGGAAGUGUCUCAGAGCACAGCCAUUAGCGACCGGCCAAAGGUCAAGCCAGUGUCGAAAAAGGACAACAAAAAUUUCCGUAAAACUGUUUUCCCACAAUCGCCGGUAUUGCAACAAAACCAGAUGGUAUCUAUUUACAAUAAAUUGCCCUUGCUGCUCACAAAUGAAAUCAAGCCGAGUUUGCAGACGAAACAAGUUAUCAUGACGCAAAUGGCGUUUGCCGCACAACAACAGCAGCAGCAACAACAACUCGCAAGCAGCUUAGAUAUGAGUGGUGGCGGAGACAAUUCGAUUGCACUGAACAACUCCCCAGCUUCACCUUUGGCAUCCCCAUCCAAUGCAGCUGCAACUUUUUUGCAACAACAACAACAUCACAUACCCACUAUCGGCGACGAUGAUCAUCAACAGCAUCAGCAGCAGCAACAACAACAACAUCAAGAGGUGACUUCAACCAUAUUGCAGGCUUUUCAUGCAAUGCAGUCGCGCAAUGUUGGUGAGGAAGCAGCUGCAGCGGCGCUUGCUACUGUUUGCGGUAUGAGCGCCGCAGAGCAACAGGAGUAUUUGCGGGAGCGCUACCAGUUGUAUGACAUGCCACGUUUCUUCGAUGACCAACCCAAAUCACCAACCGAAACGCCACCACCACCACUGCCAGACAAACAGCAGCUGCAGCAGCAAGAAAUCUACAACGAAGAUGGCAUUGCUGUGCUUGACGAGGAAGUGGAAUUAGACGUUGAACCAGAAGCCGAGGGCGUUACAGAAAUGAAGAAUCUUGCAACGUUGGUCACCGCCGCAGCAGCUGCCGCACCGAAUAUGCUGCUCGAACAUGUUGCAAUGGGCAAUGAAGCGCCUAAUGGCGACGAAAAUGCAUUGCAGGUGGCUGAAUAUGGUGAGGGAGAAGAAGAUGACGAUGCCAACAUUGAAGCUGACCACCCGGGUAUAACACUCGAUAUGUUGGAGGGCCACGAUUACGACGAUUGUGAGGCUGAUGGCGAAGACGACGGUAUCGGUGAGGGUGAUGACAUUGAAGAGGUGCUGGAAGAUGAUGAAGAAGAAUGUGAAGAUGACGAAUUAGAAGGUGAUGUGGAUGGCAACUGUGAGGAAGAUAUUGACGUGAGCGCAAUGGUACACCAUGGGGAUGAAAUUUCCAUUAGGAAGCGAGCUAUUGGCGGUGAGGAAGACGAGGAGGAUUACGAAGACGAGGAUGAAGAUGAUGAGGAUGAAGAGGACGACGAUGACAUGGCAUUGAGCAAUGCGAAACGUGCAAAGAGUGCACAUCGCCAGCCGCAGGCUCUGGAGAAUUUGAUUCUCUCGAAUGUCGCCUACAAAACCGAUGAACUUUCCCAGGCGCUAUGUGAUUUUCGUCAAGACUUUCCAACCGAUUUGGUGCACGUUUUUCCACCAAUUGCAAAUUUCAAAACAGCCACGGGAAGCGCAGCGUUUAGCACCUUGCAGCAAUGUACCGCAGCAGCAGCUGCAGCAGCAGCAGAUGUUGCUAACGCUGCAGCCGCAGCGGCAGAUAUGGCAAACGCCGUCAAAGUGGUCAGCCAUGAUGUUGACGGUUCAACUGCAGCUGGAGUUAUUACUGCUGCUAGCAUGUACCCGGCACUGGAGACUUUCGACCAAUUUCCUGGCGACAUGCCCGGAGACAUGGAUGAUAUAUUGCAAAUAUUCCAGAAUGAUCCAUCAUUACAGGAGCUGCAUAAUUGUGCCGAGCUGGGCGACCUGAAUUCAAUUUGCAAGAACCGCUUUAGCAGCAACUGGGUGCAGACGCCGAAGUGGACCAGCCAGGAUCACUUGAUGGCGACGCAUCAGCAAGCGCUGCUCUCGGCCGAAGACCAACAGCAGCAGCAACAACGUCAGGCAACUAAUCAAAUGCUUCUCGAAUAUCAGCAUGAGCUGCAAAUGGGGGAGCAAAUGCAGCACCAACACCACCAGACAUUUUCGUUUUUGCCACUUCCGUCAGAUGAUGCAGCAGCAGCCGCAGCUGCUGCGCAACAUCAACAAAUGCAACAGCCACUGCCACAUCAGGGUGAUUUCCUGCUACAACAACAGCAUCAACAAUUGCAACAACACCAACAACUUAUACUACAAGAAGAUGAGGAGGAGUUGAAACACCGUCAGUUGCAUAUGAUUCAGCAAUUGCAGCAGGAUCGGCAAUCUAGUGAGCGCUUGCGAAAAGCAUUGGCAGCCUGUGCUGCCAAUCAGCAUCAGCAACCGCAACAAAAACACCAGCAGCAACAGCAGCAACAACAACAGCAGCAGCAGCAACAGCAGCAUCAGGAGCAAGCCGCAGCCGCCGCUGCUAAUUACGUCUUCAAUGUUGAGAGUGGUGACAAAUCGGCACAGUCGUUACAGUUGUUAUUCCAGCUGCCGACAUCGGUGCAACACCAACAACAACAAGACGUACACGAUGCAGCACAACAGUUGCAACACCUGCAGCUGCAAGAUUUGCCAGAGAAUCAACAACUAAUGCAUGAGUUCUCGCAACAGGCUGAAAGUCUCAUGCAGCAGCAACAACAACAACAGCAGCAGCAGCAACAAUCGACAUCCCUCGAUCAGGUGGCGCAAAGCAAUCUUUUGUUGCAACAGCAUGCAUUGCAUCAGCAGGUCCUCAAGCAAAAACAACAUCAUCUGCAACAACAGCAAUUGCUAUUGCAACAACAACAACAGCAGUUGCAACAACAACAGCAGCAGCAACAACAACAGGUUCAAGUUGCCACUCAAACGCAACCACCAGUUGCUGCUCCCUAUAGCAAUGCGGCCACAGUUGCUGCUCGUGGAUCCACACAAUUCCAUGCGACUAUCUCGCCGGAUGUUGGGCUUGGUGUAUGUGCAAUUUCCACGCAACAACAAAUGGCAGCCGCUGCUGCAGCUGCCGCUCAGCAACUACCAGCACCGCCAAUGAUUACGUCCUCGAAAAUAUCCGGAGGCAUUGCAAAGAAAGCCAUCGAUAAGCAGUCUCGCAAGGAGCGUAAUCGUUAUGCAGCGCUGCGUCAAACACCAGCAGGCAGUCAAGCUAACACCACGAAUCAGCAACAAUACCAACAAACCGUUGCCACUACCACACUCGAUAAGACCAUCGACGUCGACUCGGAAACCGACUCAAAUCACGAUACCGCGUUGACAUUAGCUUGCGCCGGUGGUCAUGAGGAACUCGUUCAACUGCUGCUCAACCGUAAUGCGAAUAUUGAGCAUAGAGACAAGAAAGGCUUCACACCGUUAAUACUAGCUGCCACAGCUGGUCAUGAGAAGGUAGUCGAAAUACUAUUGAAGCAUGGUGCCGAGUUGGAGGCACAGUCGGAACGCACCAAGGACACGCCACUUUCGCUGGCCUGUUCUGGCGGUCGUUACGAGGUAGUCGAACUCUUGCUUAAACACAACGCCAAUAAGGAGCAUCGCAAUGUUUCCGAUUAUACGCCACUCAGUUUGGCAGCCAGUGGUGGAUAUGUAAAUAUUAUAAAACUGCUACUGAACCAUGGCGCAGAAAUAAAUUCACGUACCGGUAGCAAAUUGGGUAUUUCACCUUUAAUGCUGGCCGCCAUGAAUGGCCAUACAGCCGCGGUUAAACUAUUGCUGGAUCAGGGUUCUGAUAUCAACGCGCAAAUCGAGACUAACCGUAACACCGCACUAACGCUCGCAUGUUUUCAAGGUCGCCACGAAGUGGUGAGCUUAUUGCUGGACCGCAAAGCAAAUGUCGAGCAUCGCGCCAAAACCGGACUUACACCACUUAUGGAGGCAGCCUCUGGUGGUUAUAUUGAUGUGGGUCGUGUACUACUGGAUAAAGGCGCUGAUGUGAAUGCAGCCCCAGUACCGACAUCACGUGACACUGCACUUACCAUUGCAGCUGAUAAAGGACACUUGAAGUUCGUGGAGUUGCUGUUGUCGCGAGGAGCGGCCGUGGAAGUAAAGAAUAAAAAGGGCAAUUCACCACUCUGGCUGGCUGCACAUGGUGGUCAUUUGAGCGUCGUUGAGAUAUUAUAUAGUCAUCAAGCAGACAUUGAUUCGCAGGAUAACCGUCGUGUAUCGUGUCUAAUGGCGGCCUUUCGCAAGGGUCACACCAAAGUGGUGAAAUGGAUGGUGCAGUAUGUGACACAAUUUCCCUCCGAUCAGGAGAUGAGUCGCUUCAUUAGCACAAUCAGUGAUAAGGAAUUAUCCGAAAAGUGUUUCGAUUGCAUGAAAUUCAUACGCGCAGCUAAGGAGGCACAGGCGGUGAAGGCCAACCAAAAUGCUUCCAUACUACUCAAAGAACUUGAUAAUGAGCGUACACGCGAAGAGAGUCGUAGAGCUGCUGCAGCGCGUCGUCGUGAGAGAAAGAAGAAGAAGAAGUUGGAAAAGAAAGAAGAGAAACGCCGACAAAUGGAAGGCGCUAACGGUGGCAGUCAAAUGUCUGGUUCAAAUGACCAUGACGAAAAAGACUCGGAUCAAGACGACGACAGCGAUCAUGAAGAAAAUGGGCUUGAAGAUGAGGAUGAUAAUCAAAUCGCGCGGAACUACCGCGAGGAAGGUGACUCCGGCAUCGACCAAGGCUCGUGCUCGAGCACAGAAAUAAAGACUAUUAUUAUUGCCAACAGCAUUGCAAAUGACAAUAACAAUAUCCAACAGCGUGAGGGAGAUAAUAAUGGGAGGGCUGCUAAAAAUAAAAAGAAGCCGAAAAAUGUAUCACAACAACUACAGCAAAGGAAUACCAGCAAUGAGAGCAAUACCGCACUGCAAGCAAAUCUGGCAGCAGCGAGUGCAGUUGCGGAAGAUGUCCCAACUCAGUCAAAUAGAAGCGCGACCAAACAGUCUGCUUCUACUCGGAAACAGCAAGAGCGCGAGCAGGAGCUGAUGCCAGUGAAAGGUAGUAAUGGGCCUACGAAAAAGAGUGGCGCACAGACCGCAGAAGCGAAUACGCCCGCCGCGGCAAAGUCAACUGGGGCUGCUGUAGCAAGCAAAAAGGCUGAAAUGCAACAGAUUAGCUUGCGAAAAGAGGAGGCGAACAAGAAACGCGACAGCACCAAGCAACGCGAGAAGGAAAACCUUGCACCUAAAGAAACACAAUCCAGCAAUACUCGUCAAUCACAACGUGAGCGCGAACAAAAUCAACAACAUCACCAUGCAGCCAUCGAGAAAACAAAAGGUGACAAAGACAAAUUGCAUGAUUCCAACAGUUAUACAGCACAUACGUCAGCUGGCGGCGGAGGCUGUGGCGGCAGCAGCAGUACAUCCACGCGCAAAUCUCUCAUUUUCUCUGCUACGCGCAACAUUGUCGGUGGCGCUUCCGUAGGGAAUGACGAAGUCAAAAGUGGUAAGCACGAAGACUACAAUAUCACGGGCACAGCUACGCAGCAUAAGCCGAGCGCGCCAAAACGCGGCGAGGACGGCUGGAAGGAGGUGGUACGUAAGAGCUCCACACAACAGAGCAGCGCCGCCUCAUCAACGACCAGCGCCUCGACAAGUGCUUCAUCAGCAUCUACCGGCGCCAAUAGCACUGCCUCCGCUGGCACUGUUGGAGGUGGCAAUGGAGGCACCACAACAACCGUUCCUGCAGCCGCCACCGAAAUGACCUGCAAGAAGGUGCAGGUGCCAGUAAAUGCAAUUUCACGUGUUAUUGGUCGCGCCGGCAGCAACAUCAACGCAAUACGCGCCACCACAGGUGCCCAUAUUGAGGUAGAGAAACAAGGCAAAAACCAGUCUGAACGAAGCAUUACCAUAAAAGGACAGACCGAUGCCACGAAACAGGCUCACAUGCUUAUAUUGGCACUCAUCAAGGACCCCGACGUGGACAUACUCCAGAUGCUGCCGCGCAUCAACACCAGCAUAAAGGCAUCCUCUCUUCCUCUAAGCGUGGGCACCUGGGACAACAAAACUGCCACCGCAACACAGUCAUCUGCCGCAUCCACAGCUUCGUCGACGUCAUCAUCGGUAUCAACGACUGCAACACAUGCAGGCAAUACAGGUAACGGCGGCAGUUCUCAGUCCGCCAAUAGUAGUGGUGUUUCCGGUGGGGCUGUUGGCGCAUCCAAAGGUGUUGGUGUUGGCAGCGGUAAAAGUGGUAAAUCCCAGUCCAGUGGAGGCAGCGGCAAAUCUAGUUCCAGUCGCUCGCAGGCUAGCAAAUCAUCAUUUCACUCGCAACAACAACAACCGGGUAGCCGUGGCAGUCAGUCACAGUCCUCAAUCGGUAGCACGCAGAAGCUUAAAUCCCAAGAUAUGUCGAACGCGGCAGGUAGCAACAAAUCCACAGCUUCUAGCCAUGGAAAUAGUGGCAGCAGCAGUGUAAUUCAUGUGCAGAAGAUGAGUAUCACAACCAAACAGCAGCACACAAGCAGUGGCGAAAGAGGCAGUAACACCGUUGUUAACACGCAGACCUUCGCUGCCAAACUAAGUGGCACCGUCAGCACAAGUGUAGCUACAUCCGCGUAUUCACCGUCAAAGAAAGUUGGUGACGGUGUCAGUACCGGUCGCAUUGGUGCAAGUGCGCCUUAUGGUCGUGGCAAACCCGUACCGAGCAGCUCCAUUGCCUUGCCGCAGCUUGGUGCUGGCGCUGGCAACAACAGUAACAGCAAUAGCUCAAACAAUGCGCUGUCCGGUCCCAUAGGAGUUUUUAAUCCUGCCGAAGUGGCCGCUGUGAACGCUGCAGCUGCAGCAGCAGCAGCUGCGGCCGCCGCCGCAGUUUCCGCAGCAAAUACGGUCGUGUCAAGCGCUAUUACUACUACCACGACAUCAGCGACAACUUUAAUCACAGGCACAACCACUACGACUACAACUUCGACGGCAACAUUUGCGGCUGCACCUGGAAUGCGCGCAGUCACGCCAAUCGGACCACCAAACAAACGGAAUGUAGGCUCACCUGUUCCAGCAGUAACCGCUACAUCGACACUGCAGUCGCAUCAGCAGCCCACACAAAUACAACAGGCGCAGAAACAACCGCAAGCAACUCAACUUCAGCAGCAUUCGGCCGCUGUUACAUCAACACAACCACCAGUAGGAACCGCUCCAGAUAGCCAGCAGCACCUCGUAAUCAAUUGUGCUGAGCUCAGCAAUUCCGGUGGCACGAGCUCGGAUAAUGGCAAUCAACCAGGACUUAACAACGCAACAGCUGGCGGCUUUGGGGCACAGCUGGCUUCGAAAAUUAGCAACGAAUACACACUCUUCUUCAACUACCAAACGCAAUGGGGCGAUAACGUCCAGAUGUAUAACUCUCCAUCGGCGCUGGUUAGUGACCCGCUACCCAAAGCGGAUGCCUCCAAGGCGCCUGGUUACAAUCGUAAUAUACUGAAUUCACCAGUGUGCGGUAGCUCCAAAGCUUCCUCGAGCCACUCCACUUCACCGCCCAGCAGUGUGAUGCCCGCACCGAUAGGCAGCCACCAGCCACCAGUUGGUAGCGCAGCCAAUGUAGUGCCACCAUCGAGCCACAGUAUGCUUGCUACAAGUAUGUCGGGUGGCACCUCAACAGCUCGCUCUUCUCCCGGCAUGAAUACCGUAUCUUCGGUGGUAUCAAGUGGCGAUAAUGGCUCUAUCACUACCGCAAAUAUUGCAGAUCGCGUGGAUAUGGGCCUAAGUUUAGGUGGAGGAAGUGGCGCUGCCAAAGAUUUGCAGCUACCCUCGCAAGGCAACGUAGAGUCACACAUUUCACCAGGUGUUAUCAAACCUCCUGCCCCGAUUGGCCAACCGCCGUCGGCGAACACUUCCAUGAGCUCAAACAACGUCACUUCAUCGAAUAUGCCUGCAAGUGGCCUGGCAAUACAACGCCCGCCACCAAAUACUAACCAGCAGCACAGAUCCGGUAUAGUGAAUGCCUCACAUACACCACCUUCAGGCAACGUCGGUGCACUUGAUGGCAGUGCCGCCAGCACGCAACAGCCUACUAUGAACUUCGGUCCAAUCGGCCCCAACCAUUCAACGCGCAACAACAACAAUGUGCCUCCUGGUGCCAUCGGCGAGCCAUCGUUGAAUCGUUUCUAUGAACAAUUGAACAUCACCAGCAACGCACAUCACGUGAAAAUGCAGCCCCCUUAUGGCAUGCAAAUGCAUACCGGUGUGGUGGGUGGCGGAGUCGUGGGUGGUGCCGGUGGCAAUGGCAACCAUCCACUGUCGCGCCUCAAUAUGCGUAACACAGCUUUUGGUGGACCGGGUGGUGGCGGCGCUGGCAAUAUGGGAUCGAUGCAACAACCAAUCGGACAGCCACCACAGCAGCAGCCUUUGUUGGGCGGUGGUAUUUUCCAUCAACAACAUCAACCACCACAGACAAAUCCGAAUUUCCCUUCAGGCAAAUCUUUGGCGCCGGGUUGUAAUUUGGCUCCAGGUGCGCGUGCUCAGUCCCAACCACAAAAUGUACCACAAGCGCCAAAUGCUCCAAAUGCACCGCGUUGGUAUGGCAGUUAUAUGGAUGUGCUGAAUUUGGAAAAUAGUGGAAUGGGUGGGGCGGGCAACAACUCACCGGCUGCAAUGUCGCCCAAUCAGGUCGCAGUUAGCAGUAGUCUGCUGCAACAACAUGUGACCGCCCAGCAGCAGCAACAACAACAAGAUGAUAUGCGUAAAAUGCCACGACCCAUAGGCACCGAGCGCGCCUCAUGGAAAUGCAACAACUACCCAAUGAAUUUGGGCGGCGGUGGUGGCAUGCCGGGCCCAGGUUUGGACGACGGCAUGGGCUCUGGCAUGCCUGCAGCUGUAACUGGUCUCAUGCACGGUCCUUGGAUGAUGGAUAAGCCCCCACAAGCAGGUCCGCCACAACAACCGCAACAACAUUCGAAUUGGAUGAAACAACAAUAUCGUUUUUACGGUGGCGCCGCAGCUGGUGGUGGGCUGGGUGGCAUGGGCGGACCGACAGGUGGUCCCGCCGACUAUCAUCAUCAAGAUCAGUUCAUUAUGCCAAUGGACUAUCACGGCUCGAUGCCACCGCAUAAUAUGCAUCAGAAUACAGCGAUGAACCUAAUGCCACCCUAUGGCUAUCAAUAUAUGGGACAAGGUUCGGAAAUGCAGCAUGCGAUGCCGGACAAGUUGGAUACGUGGGACCACGACAAGCAGAUGUGGCACAAUUGGGCCAACUGAUGCUUUAAUGUGCUGCAACAACAACCACCCUACCAGCAGCAGUACCAGCCGAAGCAGAAGCAAGAAGGCGUCAAAUUGUCAUCAAAAGUUUUAAAAUGAAUAUUUAAUGAAAUAUUUGUGGUGUAGUCGGCAGCAGUAUAAGCGGCCAGGAGGGGAGUAAGGAAGCGAAGCAAGCGAGAGUUCAUAAACAACAAAUGCUACUAUUACAACAUAUACACAUAUACACAUAUAUACACGCACUCAACAAAAUACCCAUAUCUACAUACAUACUUAGCUACCCUACGCGUAUAUACGUAUAUAUCUUUGGAUUAAGCUGAAAAGAAAUGAAUGAAUAUGAAUAUUAAAUGAAAAAAUACAUAAUAAUUACUCUAAAAUGAAAACAGAAACCAACAACAUCAGAGAGAAUUCAAUUACUUUAACAUAAAAUCGAUAACAAACAAAAACAAAAAACGAUUGAAAUAUUUUCUUUUAUCGCUCAUUUGUGCUCAAAGACGAGCAAAGAAAGUGAAGCGUACGAAAAAAAAAACAAAAACAAGAAAAAAAACGAAA
Molecule: messenger RNA, 14592 nt
Organism: Anastrepha obliqua
Lineage: Eukaryota; Metazoa; Arthropoda; Insecta; Diptera; Tephritidae
Gene: mask
Product: ankyrin repeat and KH domain-containing protein mask
Exons: 17
Coding region: 307-14043 (4578 amino acids)
Biological process (GO): innate immune response
Cellular component (GO): cytoplasm
Molecular function (GO): RNA binding; protein binding
Source: RefSeq, a predicted model, not a curated record